GUUGGCCGCCCUGCCAGAGAAACCCCCGGCGAUCGACUGGGCUCACUACAAGGCUGCUGUUGCUAAACCUGGCAUGGUGGAUGAGUUUCAGCAGAAGUUCAGUGCACUGAAGGUUCCCGAGCCAGUGGAUACACAAACUGCCAAAAUUGAUGCCCAAGAGCGGGAAGCUGCAAAGAGCACUGCUGAAUAUGUGCAGGCUUCCAAAGCUCGUAUUGUCCAGUGUGAGCAACAACUUCAGAAGCUCAGAAGCAUGAUUCCCUUUGAACAGAUGACAUUUGAAGACUUGCAUGAAGCCUUCCCUGAAACCAAACUGGACAAGGAGAAAUAUCCCUACUGGCCCCACAAACCAAUUGCUGAUCUGUAAACUUGUCUAGAAGCAGUUUGUCUAACGACUGUCAGACUCUAUGGUCUUUUAAAUAAAGUGCUUUCCCUCC
This is a messenger RNA of Pelecanus crispus (Dalmatian pelican), 434 nucleotides long. The record is from RefSeq and is a predicted model, not a curated record. NCBI's taxonomy places the organism in Eukaryota, Metazoa, Chordata, Aves, Pelecaniformes, Pelecanidae.